UGAAAUUCUGCCUCGGUUUGAUACAGCGAAAGACAACUUGAAUUCCGAAUCUUUAGGAAACUUAAAUAACAAAACUCAGUUCCUGGACUCUGAGAAUGGUGAGAAAAGUGAGGUAAGCAUUUUCAAUGCAAUCUUUGUAGCGCUGUGGGUUGUGUGCUUUUUCUGCUGGGGUUAGCAUCAUUUUCAACCACAGCGACCAAGAUGCAACGUCACACAUGAAAAUAAUUUCCUGCACGGGUGCUAUGGAGUUUCUGAGCAGAAACUGCAUUUGCUCACAUCUUCAUUUCUGCUCAAGAGAAAGUCAACCAGUCACACGGGAUCUUCUGUUUCUGGACGUUCAAAGUGGCUCGGAAGUGUACAGCAGCUUUUGGCUGUCAAGAUGUCCCACGACGGCAAUGUUACCACCAACGAAACCUGUCAGAUCCAUGACGGCACACUGUCUCCCUUCCUGCCCAUUGGCUACAUCAUCAUCUGUUGUGUGGGACUUCUCUGCAACACCGUCACCUUCUACAUAUUUUUCCUCCGCCGGCAUGCAGAUUCUUCGAUGGCCGUGUACAUGCGUCACCUAGCGUUGGCAGACACCCUCCUGGUCCUGUGUUUGCCGCUGCGUGUCUACUACCACAAUAAAGAAGGACCCUUUUAUAUGUGCAAGGUGGUGGGCAUUUUCUUUUAUAUAAACAUGUAUUCCAGCAUCCUGUUCCUCAGUCUUAUCAGCCUGGAUCGCUACCUGAAAAUCAUCAAACCCGUGUGGGUCUUCCGUAUCCAAAAGACGAGGUGGAGCCAAAUGGUGAGUUAUACCAUCUGGGUGGUCCUCAUCUUGGGAAUGAGCCCCUUCUUGGCAAGCAACGACCAGAAACAUCCGUGCAACAAGAUUUGCUUCCACUUCCACAGCAAGGGGGUUGUCGGCGGAGUUAUUAACUUGACCACCGUGGUGCUGUUUUUGUUUUUUUACCUGGCUUUUCUUUGUUUUUAUGUGAAGAUCACCAAUAAACUCAGGACUAUGUCCCUUGGAAACGGCGACCCUAAGGGACAAAGUCGAAAAAAGAAGGUCAUCAUAAAGACUUUCUUGGUGCCGGCCAUUUUCACGGUGUGCUUCGUGCCUUAUCAUAUGAUACGCAUACCGUACGUUCUGGCUCAAAUGAAUGUGAUUGGAGAUCUUCAGAGCCAACAGUUGUUGCACAUCUUAAAUGAGAGCACCUUGCUUCUAUCCACUAUUAAUAGCUGCCUAGACCCAGUUAUCUAUUAUUUCCUGUCUAGCGCAUACAGGAAAACCAUUUUAUGUGCCAUACAGGGCAAGUUUAAAAAUAUGUAUGCUUUAAACAGAAGAUGAAUCAGCAUAAACCGCUCGCUCACUGAAAUUUAGGUUAACAGACCCUUUGGAGUCAUUUGAGACUUGUGACAACUAAGGAUAAACAAUUAAGUUAUUCAACAAAAUAAAUUCGCUUAACUGAUUAAAAACUACACGUUGACUGAUUUGAAAAAGAAAAAUCAUGUCUUGCUUAUUUGGUCACCCAUUUGGGUAGUUACCAAAUUACUUGUUGUUCUUUUUUGGUCCAAGUUAUCUGGUUGCCUUAAAAUUUUUAGUUAAUUAAUUAACUCAAUUAAUUUCUCGUUGAGUUGACUAAACUCGUUGAGUUGACUUAUAUUUUCAAGUUGAAUUAACUCAAAAUUUUAAGGCAACUAGGUAAUUUAUUUAAAGGGGCCAUAUGGCUGUGUCUUUGGUGUGUUAUAAGUUGCCCAUGCAUGUAUUACACACGUAAAAUUGCAAAAAUUAAAAUGUCGGAACAAAAGAUGCAUUCUAUCUAAAAGCGAAUGCUCACCCAGACCUGCCUGAAACGCCUCGUGUAACCACACCCCGGCGAAUGUACGUCACUUUGUAACAUGACUUGACUAAGACCGCCCAAAUCUAAAUGCAAGUAAUGUGGGCGUACCUGUAAGUCUCAUUGUAUUGUCACUGUCGCAGCCAUGCCGCGGAGAUGUUGUGUGUUUCGUUGCAAAAAGAAAAACUCUUUGUUUGCCCUGCCAAAAGAUGAGACAACUAAAAACUAAUGCUUGUUUCUAUCUCAAACAAACUCUGUAUGAUGUAUAUGGUUGUAUGUUUAUAGUCUUUGUAACCUCGUAUAUAAAAGGUAAAACAGUUAGCUGUAGUUUUUAACUCUUUAACAUAAUAUAUUUUUUAAUAAAACCUUACCAAUCCUUUACAUCCUGCUGAGUCGCGCUGGCAAAGUUGGUGUAUCGGCUUGAUUAUCUUCAUUUUCCGUAUCAGAUUCGGGCUCGAAAUGAUCUAAGGAAGUAUCGAUUACAUUUUAUCACCUGUCAGUACAAUUGCUUUGGAACCUGAUGUUCCGAAUAUGGUAAGAGGCAUUACAUUUCCAUCAACGCUUGCAGUAUUCGACCAAGCACUACGCACUGGUUAACUGGCCAAUCAUAGCCUCGCUUUUCAGAGCGAUGAGCUUUGUAAAAAAUCUGCACGUUCCAGAAAGGCGGGCAAAGAGGAGAUACAAACAUGCACGGUAUGUGGAAAAUACAGCGUUUUUGAACCUUAAAUUUUGUAUACACAUUGCAUUACAUCUAAAACAAACGAUAAUAUUCGUUUUAGCUGUGUGAUAUGACCCCUUUAAGUUGAACCAACAAUUUCUUUUACAAUGCAUAGUUUUUUUUGUUUGGAUUACUCCAUUAUUAUUCUAAAAUGUGGAAAACAUGAAUAACGAUCAUAAUUUGACUGGUGCUGUAUGGUUUUCAGCAUCUCCUGUGUUUCUGUAAAUGCAGAACACAUGUGUAUAUUGACUGUAGCAUUUAGUGUAUAUUUGUGAAUAGAUUUAUUGAAGCUGUAUAAGAUUAUGUUUAUGUACAUAUUAAAAUUUUGUUCAUGCUGUUGCUUUUGUUGAAACAGUAUUACUAAUUCAUAGAGAUCAUGACCUUUAUUUAUGCUAGUUAAGAAUGAGACAAAUAAAAUGACCUUUGUAAAUGUCGUGGCUCUCUCAUUAGAUGUCAUCGUUCCUCUGUGGUAUGAGCCCUGUUAUAUGCGUUACCCAUUUUUGCGGUGAUGAGUUAGUUAGCCUAUAUAUUUCUUAGCCACAUUGAGCAUCUGUUUAAAACUAAAAGCAAUUUGGGGAAAAUCUAGUUUAAUGAUGGUUCAAAGCGGUUUUAUUAAUUUUAGAAACAUUAGCAUUAUAACGAAUGACAAAUAAAAAUAAAAGGGAGAAUGAAACAAAAAGGGAAAAGAAUGCAAAAUACACAUAUGUCUGUGGAAACACUGGUCCAUUGAUAUCAUGUUAAGCCAAGUUACACAGAAAAAGAGACUAUUUGAAAAAAAAAUCUCUAAAAUGUCUCGAAUUUUUCUUUGAUUUUAUCGAGUUUCAUUUAUUAUAUUUAUUUAUUUUUUAUUGGUUUAUGAGUUAUUAAAACAGCCAUCAUUGAAUGUUGUAUUGUAUUAGAGAUAAUAUAUAAAAUGAUACAUAUGGUUUUGUGUUGUAAAAUGCAUUACAUCGUAGUUUAUCUUUAUGUGUGUGUAUA
This is a messenger RNA of Triplophysa rosa, 3516 nucleotides long. RefSeq names its product G protein-coupled receptor 34 like (gene gpr34l). Gene Ontology annotation, cellular component: membrane. Gene Ontology annotation, biological process: G protein-coupled receptor signaling pathway. The record is from RefSeq and is a predicted model, not a curated record. Gene Ontology annotation, molecular function: G protein-coupled purinergic nucleotide receptor activity. The transcript has 2 exons. The coding region runs from base 380 to 1330 and encodes 316 amino acids. Lineage: Eukaryota; Metazoa; Chordata; Actinopteri; Cypriniformes; Nemacheilidae.